AUGGAAUUUGUUUAUUUACUUAUUUCUUUUUUUUUUUUUUGUUAAUUUAACUCAUUUUUUUAUUUUUAAAUUUUGCUUUUCUUAUAAAUUGAUUCAUUUAUUAAUAUUUAAUAUUUUUAUUCAUUUUUUUCUUCUAGCUAACUAAUUAGAUAUAUAUUUUUUCUUCAAUAUUUAAAAAGAUUGAAUUAAAUUGAUAAUGAAGGUGCAUCAGGCUUAGGUUCUGCCUUAGGAAAGUGCACUAAUCUCUCAAAAUUGGAACUACACCUUAAUGGAAAUGAAAUUGGUUCUAAAGGUAUAUCAGGUUUAACCUCUGGUUUAGGAAAGUGCACUAAUCUCUCUAAAUUGACACUUGGUCUUCAAGGAAAUUAGAUUGGUGAUGGAUAUGAAUCAGUAUUAGUUUCUGAUUUAAGAAAUUGCACUAAUCUCUCAAAUUUGGAACUUGAAUUGAGAAACAAUUAAUUUGAUAAAUAUGCUGCAUAGGACUUAGGUUUUGAUUUAGGAAAAUUAACUAACAUCAAAAAAUUAAAACUUGAACUAGGAAGAAAUUAUAUUGAGGAUGAAGGUGUAUAGUGGUUAAGUUGUGGUUUAGGAGAGUGUAUAAAUCUCACAAAUUUGGUUCUUGAUCUAGGGGAAACCGAUAUUUCUAUUGAAGGGGCAUUACAAUUAGCUUAUGGUUUAGGAAUUUGCGCUAAUCUUUCAAAUUUGACUCUUUAUCUUGGAGACUAAAUCUAAAAAUCAUAAGACCAAUUCAAAGUAAAAAGUAAGUAUCUCAAAUUAAAAAGAUUAAUUUUCUUAGAAAUAGAAUGGUGA
Molecule: messenger RNA, 810 nt
Organism: Tetrahymena thermophila SB210
Lineage: Eukaryota; Ciliophora; Oligohymenophorea; Hymenostomatida; Tetrahymenidae
Product: transmembrane protein, putative
Exons: 7
Molecular function (GO): protein binding; GTPase activator activity
Source: RefSeq, a predicted model, not a curated record